This is a messenger RNA of Hyaloperonospora brassicae, 1269 nucleotides long. NCBI's taxonomy places the organism in Eukaryota, Oomycota, Peronosporomycetes, Peronosporales, Peronosporaceae. The record is from the annotation of a GenBank genome assembly.
AUGGCGAUGAGGUCGCGGCGGACACUUGCGCUCUUCAGUAGCGCGUUAGUGCUGCGGUUGGCGCUACUUCUCUACGGCCGUUUCCAAGAUCUGUAUCUGGCCGUCAAGUAUACGGACGUGGACUACGACGUGUAUACAGAUGCAGCACGGGAGAUCGCAGACGGCCACUCGCCUUUUGAGCGCACGACGUAUCGGUAUACUCCGCUGCUAGCGGUGUUGUUACUACCCAACAUUUACGUGCACGAGGAUUUUGGAAAGGUGCUAUUUGUGGGCUGCGACCUGCUGGGGGGAUCCAUUUUGUAUCGGAUCUUGAGACGGCGAGGACUCCCCGAUACGGACGCUGUCAACUAUUGUUGCGUGUGGCUCUUUCACCCGUUCUCAGUGAACAUCUCGACGCGAGGAAACGCAGACUCGAUUGUCGUGCUUCUAGUGCUGCUGUCAUUGCUGCUGAUCAUGCGCAAGCAACUCGUGCUGUCGGCUGUCGCAUACGGCGCUGCCGUUCACUUCAAAAUCUUCCCUAUCGUCUAUGCACUGGCGUUCCUUGUGUUCCUCAAUGGUGACUUCACAGCAGCACGUGUCACACAGGCUUCAUCGGGCAGUUCUUUACUUUGCUAUUGCAAGCGGCAGCUGAAUCGUGACCGCGUGACUUUCGGUCUUGUCAGUGGAGGGCUGUUCGUCUUUCUUGCAGCCGGCUGCUAUUAUCUUUACGGAUACCAGUGUCUGUAUGAAGCUUAUUUUUACCACUUCACGCGCACCGACAACCGCCACAAUUUCUCGCUCUACUUUUACAGUCUAUAUCUCCGAUACAACACUCCGUCGGGUUUCGGGGUGGGCCUUCUGGCUUUCUUACCUCAGCUGACAUCACUCGUUGCGAUAUCGUCAGCAUAUGGUCGCGACUUACCCUUCGCGCUGUUUGCACUGACCAUGGUCUUUGUGAUCUUCAAUAAAGUGUGCACGGCACAGUACUUCUUGUGGUACAUUGCUUUCCUCCCUCUCGUUUUGCCGCAGACAAGCUUGGCAUUCAAGUGGAAAGGCGUGGCGAUGAUUGCCGCGUGGCUUGGAGGCGAGCUUCACUGGUUGUUCUGGGCGUAUCACUUGGAGAUGCAAGGCGUCAACACCUUCUUUUCUCUCUGGGUGGCCGGUCUCAUCUUCUUCUCCGUGAACGUCGGUAUUCUAGCCGCAUUCAUGCGCUGCCACUCGUUCACGCCCUUGUUCCACAAGGACAAAGUCCUGCACUUGGUGCCAAGCAGCCGAGGUCAACUUGAAUGA